Choloepus didactylus (southern two-toed sloth) is the source of this 4855-nucleotide messenger RNA. It is a transcript of the gene HS3ST3B1, whose product is annotated as heparan sulfate-glucosamine 3-sulfotransferase 3B1. Lineage: Eukaryota; Metazoa; Chordata; Mammalia; Pilosa; Megalonychidae. The record is from RefSeq and is a predicted model, not a curated record. The coding region runs from base 421 to 1596 and encodes 391 amino acids. The transcript is spliced from 2 exons. Gene Ontology annotation, molecular function: [heparan sulfate]-glucosamine 3-sulfotransferase activity.
CACCUCGGAGCUGGGCUCUCUUCCUGCGCAGUUCUGCUCCGCAGCCUCCGCGAGGAAGGGCCGGGGCCGCUCCCGAGGCUCGGUUCCCAGGACCUCGACGAGGCAGCCCCGCGAGCGGUCGUGCGCGCCGUCUGGAGUGGCCAGAGCGCGGGGCCGCGGUGUUCUCCGGGAGCCCGGCGUCGCGCCGCGGGCACAGCCCCUCCUCCGUUCCAGGGGCGGCUCCUCCCCGGGAAACAUGUCCAGAGCCGCCGCAGCCGCCACCUGGGGAAGAGCCGCAGCCGCAGCAGCGGCGGCCGCGGGCGCGCGGGGCCAAUAAACCCAGCAGCCCGGGCGGCCCGGGGACCUGCUGUUGCGCGCACGACCCCGGCGGACCCGCGCCAUGUGCUGAGCCAUGCCUCUCGCCGCGCCCGCGGGCAGCGCAUGGGGCAGCGCCUGAGCGGCGGCCGAUCCUGCCUCGAUGUCCCCGGCGGGCUCCUGCAGCAGCCGCCGCCGCCCCCGCCGCCGGUGAGGAGGAAGCUCGCGCUGCUCUUCGCCAUGCUCUGCGUCUGGCUCUACAUGUUCCUGUACUCGUGCGCCGGCUCCUGCGCCGCCGCGCCCGGGCUGCUGCUGCUGGGCUCCGGGUCCCGCGCCGCCCACGGCCCGCCAGCCCUGGCCGCGGCGCCGGACGGGAAGCCCCCCAGGCUGCCGUUCCAACGGGCGCCGCCGGCCACCCCGCCGGCUGCGGUCAGGGAGGCAGCCGAGGGCGCAGGGAGCCAGGAGGAGCAGAGUCCCGAGGUGCCGGACUCCCCCAGCCCCAUCUCCAGCUUCUUCAGCGGGUCCGGGAGCAAGCAGCUGCCGCAGGCCAUCAUCAUCGGCGUGAAGAAGGGCGGCACGCGGGCGCUGCUGGAGUUCCUGCGCGUGCACCCCGACGUGCGCGCCGUGGGCGCCGAGCCCCACUUCUUCGACCGCAGCUACGACAAGGGCCUCGCCUGGUACCGGGACCUGAUGCCGAGGACCCUGGACGGGCAGAUCACCAUGGAGAAGACGCCCAGCUACUUCGUGACGCGCGAGGCGCCCGCGCGCAUCGCCGCCAUGUCCAGGGCCACCAAGCUCAUCGUGGUGGUGCGCGACCCGGUGACCCGGGCCAUCUCGGACUACACGCAGACGCUCUCCAAGCGGCCCGACAUCCCGCCCUUCGAGAGCCUGACCUUCGCCAACCGGACCGCGGGCCUGGUGGACGCGUCGUGGAGCGCCAUCCAGAUCGGCCUCUACGCCAAGCACCUGGAGCACUGGCUGCGCCACUUCCCGCUGCGUCAGCUGCUGUUCGUGAGCGGCGAGCGGCUCAUCCGCGACCCGGCCGGCGAGCUGGGCCGCGUGCAGGACUUCCUGGGCCUCAAGAGGAUCAUCACGGACAAGCACUUCUACUUCAACAAGACCAAGGGCUUCCCCUGCCUCAAGAAGGCCGAGGGCAGCAGCCGACCCCACUGCCUGGGCAAGACCAAGGGCCGGCCGCACCCCGCCAUCGACGGCGCGGCACUACGCAGCCUGCGGGCCUUCUACCGGCCCUUCAACCGCAAGUUCUACCAGAUGACUGGGCACGACUUUGGCUGGGACUGAGAACAUCCCACGUGGCUUAUAUAUGGAGACAGAUUAUAUGUAUGUAAAAUGUACAGAAAUCUAUUUUAUAAUAAUUUAUUUUUAAUUCAUGAGCAAUUAAUUCACUAAGCUGCCUAGCCACCCCUUUGAGAGAGUUAGCGUCAGAAUCUGUUAACAUUCCAAAGUGUUGAACUCUAAUAUUUUGUUGUUCUUUUCCUCGCAACUGAUGGUGCUUCCAUUUGUUUCCCCCUGCCCAUUAUAUUUAAGAAGAAGAAAAGCACAACUUUGAGAUUUUCGUUGUUACGGGUAAUUAGCCUUCCGUCUCGGCCUGAGUUCUCUCGCCUUCUCCUUGGGUCUUGGGUCCACCAGUCCACCUUCCCUCUUUCCUCCCACCUGUGGACCUCUACAGCCCCGCUCUGAAGGUCAUACCUCACGUUGCAGCUUCCUCGCAGAUGUGAUGUCAUUUCCAAGGGUGUAGAAUCCAAACCACAGAGCUGGGUUUUCUCCCCUCAAAUUCAUUGAGCACAUGCAAAAUCACCGUCUUUGUGGGGCAUGCUCACGCCCUUGGAGAAUCCAUUUGCUAAGGUCCAUUUACAUUGGCUUUGGGUUUUGAAGGAUGGAUCCACAUCCUUUUCUGCUCUAUUUCCCUGGUUCAUUUGCCAGCUUGAAGGGUGUGCACUGUCAGCCCCCUCUUUUCCGGGUCAUAUGUGCAAAGUUCUUGGGUGCUUCUCUGGGAAUAAAGAUGAUGUCCUCUUAGUUUGUAAGGCAGCUUACCAUGCUCCGUUCUCUAGGCAGACGGGUCUGCUUUGACACACCAAAGAAUCCCACAGGCUGGCAGAGCUACCGGCACAAGCCAAGGGUGCCGGGCAUCGAAACCCAAGGGGAUCAGGUGCCCUGUGCCCUGUCAUGGUCUGUCAAGAUGCUGCUAGGUGCAGAGCCAGCCCAUGUCGGGCACAUCUCGGUGGCCUGAUAACCUCAAGGUGGAGAAAAGACAGACCCAAAAAAUGACAGGUGGCUUGAUGUCUGGAACUCCUCCUUUUGCAGAUGCUAGCUUAUCUCAGAAAGACCACGUGGUCUGUCACCAGCAGCCGACAGCAAGAACCAGGGGCGGCCCUGGGAGAGCCAGCUCCAUAUCACCUGUAAGCACUUGAACCUGACACUUGCACAGCUGUCCCUGUGUCCCUGGUUCUAACCAGAUCUUAGUAGAGUGUUGCCAGCAUUGUCCCUGCUGGUGUAGAAUGUUCUCCCCAAACCUCCCUUUUAAGAGAGCAUUGGGGAUCAUUUAUAAUGAUUAGCUGGAGGCAGUUGGGUAUCUAUGUAGCAAUAUCACAUAAUGACAUAGUCAUUUUAUCCUCAAUUUUCUAAGCCAGAAUCAAGGCAUAUGUGGGAAGACAUGCUUAUUGUCAAAAUGGUGGGGCUGCAACAUUUACAAAGGACACUUUUGGAUGUCGCAUGUGAUCACUUGACUGCUGUAUGAAAAAAGGAAACGAUAAUUCACCUUUAGAAAGUGGUCAGAGAUGGCACUGUUCUCUCCGUGAUGUCUUGAUGAUAAUCUAGUUUGUCUUUGCACACUAGUUUUAGCCCAGAUGCUACUAGUUGGCUUGCACCGAACUGCAAAGCUCUCAAACUUUCACUAUGUGGAUUCUGUGAGGAGGGUUCCAUGAGCUCCCUGGGUAUUAUUUUCAUUUCAAAGCUCUCCUACUGGCUCUGAAAUAGUGUAGAACACCACGAUCCUAGCCCGAUUCACCCCUUUUGCUGGAUGGGCGUCUACGGCAUCUGCAUGAGUGCUAAUUGGACAUGCCUUUUUUUCCCGUUGGGAGUUUCAUUUGAAACAAAGCUGAGCGCAGCUCUUUCUAGUUACUGCAUAAUGUUGCUUCCAGUAAAUAUCAGCCUCCAAGCCCAUUUCCUGGUCCUGCCUCAUCUGCUUUCCGUUCAUCCUCCCAGUGUGUUGUAGCUGGUGUUGUAGACCUGCAGAAAAAUAAAGGCACAUUACAAAUGAUAGGAAGAACACACAUGAGCUUUUCCAUCCCCUCCGGGUUCCUGCCCUCUUUCCAAAGCCGGACAAUGUUUGAUUAAAUUGUUUACUCCCUGCCUUAAAAUAAAACUUGAGACAGGAAAUUUUCAGAUAGGAGGAGGGUCAUUUAGUCACGAACACUGAAAUGGGUCAAAAUUCUAUUCUGGGUCAAAUCCUUGACUCCAAACAGAUGUCAGUAAUUAGCUCCAAUGGAGCAAAAUUUUCCAUAUAAUACAAAUAAAUCAAAUAUCACAUGCAUCUCUUUGUUGGGGCCUGAUAGCGUAUAGUUCCUAACCGGUCUGGACCCAGCCUUUGCCCCAACAUGACACCCCAGCAUGGGAUAAUUAGUUCAGAGCUUGGGUGGACAUGUCUUCUUCCUGGAGGUAUUUUGCAACAGCAUAAAAUUAAGCCUUUGGUUUCUUCCUGUUCUUGCAGUCUGCAAGGCCACCAAACUUAACUUGUUAACUGCUAGAAUACAAACAUCAUUUCAUGUUUUGGCAGUUUGGCCUAGCACAUGUUUUGGGUUUCUUCCAGUUUACAGGAAAAGCUCUGGUUUUCAUUGCAAGUCCUUUAUUUCUCUCAGUUUCAUUUCUUUUCUCAUUAAGAAGGGAAAAAAAAAGAUUAAAAAUUGGAGGUUUUUAUUGUCCUAUCCAUCACACACUUUCUUUGAGUCGUUUGUACAGUAGUCUGCUGACUUGGUAGUUGGUGAUACCUAGAAAGGUAUUUUAAGUUUAGUGACUGCCUAAUAAAUACUUAUUUUGAAAAGGGGAAACUGUCCUUUGGGUAGGAUUCUUCUUUGGGAGUCAUUUUGAGUGACAGAUCCAUUUUAAACCUUUUGGAGAAACAGUUUCAGAGCCUACCAGGAUAUUUUUUGUGAGCAGAGAGAAGGUUCCAAUAAACUAGAAACACUUGGUGUGUAUCAAAAGUGCUGACUCAGAAAUCAGUGUCAUUUUUCUUUACUGUUUAUCAAGAAGGAUGAUCAGUAGAACUUAAAGGUGUGGUUAGAUGUUUUCCACUUUUGUAACAUUAAUUUAUGACUGCAUUUCAUUCAGCCCAGUAACCUGAAAUACUGUGCAAAUUCUAGCAGCGUGUCUUCUAUAACCUGGAUGUUAGAAUAGCCAAUAUGUACACAAAGAAUUAAAUCAAGUAUUUUGUCCUAUGUAUAACACAAAUUAAUUUUACACAAAGAAAGAUGUUUCUAGGAAAAUGAAAUUCUGGUAAUUCAUACCUUUUCUUUGUAUGAACAAAUAAACUAUAUUUUACCAA